UAUAUUCUUCAAUCAAUUAGUUAAAGUUUCCUUUCGAGUCUUUGUAAUGACGAUGUCUUUUAUGCAUAUGAGCCAAUAUGGCGGUCUGGAGACAUACUCAAAAGUGAACGAAUCAUUGUUUUGGUUAGAUGGAUGACGGGCUCAUUCUAAGUUGCAUCAAUGCGGCAAACUUGAUCUUCUUCUGUUCCUUGUUUGAACCAAAUGCUUCAGUCAUGCGCAGUUUCUUCAAUGGAACUUCAAAGAUCAUAUGCUGUUGAUAGAUGUGUAAUUGCCGGAUUCGCUUCGGCAACAGAGCACCAGAAUUCCGGUAGCCGGUGGGCCUUGUUUGUCCUUGAGGACACCCCUUUGUUUUUCCUCAAACACUAGAUGCUUAUGCAGAACUUCCAAGUUCACCAUAACUUCUAUAAGAGCAAUUAGCUUCCUGGAGUGUUUUGAUUUUGGAUGACACAUUUUGAGAUCACUUGAAGGGAAAUCUUUCUUAGAUGGCUCUUCCGACAUGAAUUGGAAGUUAAAUGAAUGCAACAUGGGAACUUUUUGUCGUUUUUUUGUAGUAUGUUCCAACUUCCAAUUAACUGUUUUAUGCUUGAGGGGUAUGAGGGUUCACCAAACGAAAUCUAGGAAAAGACUGAUGUUGAAAAUAAAACUAUCCAUGAAAAAAAUAUGGCAUUUUUUGUGUCUCUGGGAAGCACAGUAAUUCCCCCGCAUUUUUAGGAGCUUAUGGUCAAAACUAGAAUUAUUGCAACCUGCAUCCCCAGUUCUCGUAGAUGACGAUCUGGAUGUUACGAAUAAUAGGUUGUUUCCUUUUAAACUUUACUAAUUUAUAUAAGCGGCUUGUGUGGAUUGUUGGUGAUGGAGACUUAAUUAGUCAACUAUUCUAGAUAUGGUUUUAUUAGAUUUUGUAAGUUAGCAUUUGGAGGAGUUUUUAGAAUUUAACACUGACUAUGUUGGUGUUGGUGGGCAUUUCUUGGAGAUAUUUUCUUCUGUCAAAAGUGUGGGAACGGGAAGUACAUACACGCUUUUGGCACCUGCAAGAUGUUUUUGGAUAUAUACUAUCAAUCUGUUAAUGUUUUUAAAUUCUCUUAUUUUCCUCCUCUUCGGCAUUCACUCAUUCUUUACCUUGUCCGGCCUAUAUGGAAAUUCGAAGUUCCUUUUGAGUUGAAAGCCUUUACUUAAAUUGUGUUUGCUAUCUGUGGUGUCAAUGUAAACAAUAUGUUUCGUGUCCGAAAGCCUGCGAAGAUUUUUUUCCUUGGAAAUUGUACAAAGUGAUUGUAGUUAAAGAAUAUACCUUUUCUUAUUAGAGCUCCCUGAAAAAUUUCUUCUAUGAUGUUAUGGUUGCUCACCAUGAUUGUGUCGGAGGCUGUUUGGAGUACGUGGUGAGACCUUUGGUUUCCCUGCAACUGUUGUGGGAUCACCUACUGAGGAAAUAUUUAGUUCUUUUCCUGCGGACUAUGUUUCUGUUGCAUUUGUACAAUGCCUUCCGAGUAAUUGUUUGGUUGUCUCUGCUUCAAAUGGAACACUUCAUUGUUAAGCUCAAAAUUAAAAUAUGCCUCUGGUCUUGCAUGGAUUAUGGUCUUUCUUUCUAAUUUUGAUGAGGUGGGGGUGAAGCCAUAGAGGUGUUGAUUUAUUUAGAAAGCAAAUAAUCAGUAAUUUGAAGUUUGGAGGACACGUUGAGAUACUCAUCUUUUUCUCAUGAUUCUCUGAUAAUUUCUUUUAAGAAAAAGAUUCAAUGGUUGGCCUGUGAUGCUGACCUGUUAAGUUUAAACAUAUGUUUUCUUUUAUAUACUUCUGCAGAUCUUAUCUGGUGGAAUAAUUUCCAGAAGGCUCUUAGAAGCCAUAACAUUUUUGGUAGCUGAUUUGUUUAGUAAGGCGGUUCAUUUGAUAUCACUGUUGGUGGGUGAAACUGAUGAGAAGACGGAAGAGAAAGGCACAUACGUUUUAAUUGUGGCGAGAAGUGUAGUUUCUGUCACGAUGUUAUGAAUGUACCUCAAAAAGGAUGGCGUCUGAGGGAUUCUACCUAUGCAAAGAUCUGUGUCCCGUGCUUUACUGCUUAUGAGCAUGGAACUUUAUGUGACAAAUAUCAUCACGACGACGAUGGAUGGAGACACUGUGAUGAAUGUGAUAGGCAAGUUCAUUGCGGCUGUAUUAUGGGACAGAAUACGUAUGAGAUUAAUGACACGUGCGGUGUAACCUGCAUGGAUUGCCUGAUAGGGAGUCCUGUGGUAUCAAGUGUAGGCGACACCUCUUUCUUGGAUGCUGGUUCCAGUAGUGAUUUCAAAGUUCUAACUGGGAUAGAGCUUUUGGCAGAUCCUGCCUCUGGGAAUGCCUCUAGCAAUCCCACCAUCGUGGGCGCCUCUGCCUCUGUCGAUCCGGCCCCAGCCACCCGGGGUGCCACUUCCGAUCCCAUCACCAAGGGCACUACUUCCGAUCCCACCAUCGAAGAUGCCAUUGCAGAUCCCGCCACCGGGGGCACCUCUGACUAUCCCGCUGCCGGGGGCGCCACUGCCGAUCCCAGCACUGGGGGCGCCUCUGCAAAUCCCUCCACCGCAAAUGCCUGUGCGGAUCCCGCCAUUAGGAAUGCCUGUGCUGAUCCAUCCAUUGGGAGCACCAGGUCAGAUUCCACCAGUGGGAAAAGUGCAUAUUAUCGCGACAGUACAUGGCUUUGGUUUUGAAUCUGCUGAGCUCGGGACAGAAGAGUUAGCUUAAAAGCCCUUGAAGCAUCCUCGGCCGUGUAUGCUUCUUUGUUCCAUUCAUUUCCCUUAAAAUAGGAAAACGUAAACAAUACAAAAAACAUCAUUAUAUGAAUAAACUUAUAAUACCUUUGCUGUUUGUUUAUCUGUUACCCUGGAAAUCUGGAAUGGAUUGUUGUUUUAUUAGUCCCUAUUAUGAUAGAUGACUCAACCCAUGUUUGUUGAAAUUUGAAAGCUUGAAUUUUAUGUUGGGUUGGACGUUUUCUUUUCA
Messenger RNA from Spinacia oleracea (spinach), 2958 nucleotides. RefSeq lists its product as uncharacterized. Bases 1974 to 2669 code for a protein of 231 amino acids. The record is from RefSeq and is a predicted model, not a curated record. The transcript has 9 exons. NCBI's taxonomy places the organism in Eukaryota, Viridiplantae, Streptophyta, Magnoliopsida, Caryophyllales, Amaranthaceae.